AUGUCGGAGGCCGACCGGAUACGCCACCGCACGGCGGCGCUGGCGCUGCACGACGAUGAGGUAAGAGACAAGCCGGACGCCAAGGCGAACGUCUUCGCGGAUCUCGGCUCGCCGGUGUCGCCGUUGCGGGCGCGGGCGAGCGUGGCGACGUCGUCGUCCUCGUCUUCCGGGUCGGCCAAGUCGCCGGCGCCGUCGAAUGCUGGGAUGGCGGGCGGGAGGAGCCACUCCGGCGAGCUGGUGGGCGAGUGCAACCCGCCGCGGCUGAUGGCGCACCGGCGGUCCGGAUCUGGACAGUUGAUAUUCUCUGGCAGCAGCAGCAGCCGGGGGAGCGGCGGCGGGGACCGUGGAAGCACGGCGAGCUCGCCGAUGCUGAAUGCGCUCCCCACCGGGAACAUCUGCCCGUCCGGGCGUGUCCCGGCAACGGCGGGCGCGCCCCCUCCCCCGCGCUCUCGCCCGGACGUGCUCGGAUCCGGCACCGGCCACUACGGCCACGGGAGCAUCAUGCGCGGCGCCGGCAUGGCCCCCGCCAGGAGCAGCAUUGACUCAUCGUCGUUCCUCGGGCACUCCUCGAGGUCGCCGGUCAGCUUUCCGGCAAGCAGUGGGAGCCUCCAGGAGGUGACCCGCUUGGGGAACGAGUGGUACAAAAAGGGGAAGUACGGGGAGGCACUGCGCCACUACGAGCGCGCCGUGGCGCUGUGUCCCGAGAGCGCUGCAUGCCGCGGCAACCGAGCCGCCGCGCUCAUAGGACUCGGCCGCCUUGCCGACGCGCUUCGUGAAUGCGAGGAGGCUGUCCGACUCGACCCGGUCAGCGGCCGCGCCCACAGCCGCGUCGCAGGCGUUUGCCUCCGAUUGGGAGUGAUUGACAAGGCACGGAGACAUUUCACCCAGGCGGGUCAUCUUCAGCAGUCAGACCCCGCUGAGUGGCAGAAGCUGCAGGAGGUUGAGAUGCAUCUGGGAAGAUGCACAGAUGCAAGGAAAAUUGGGGAUUGGAAGAGCACGCUGAGGGAGGCUGAUGCUGCCAUAGCUGCUGGCGCUGACUCCUCUCAGUUGCUUCUUGCCUUGAGGUCAGAAGCACUUCUCCGCCUUCACAAGCUGGAGGAGGCUGAGUCGACUCUUGGAAGCAUGCUGAAAUUGGACGGUGCAUUGCCUUCAUCAUUGACAGCAGCUAAACUCUCAGGGAUGCUUGCUGAAUCAUACGUACAUAUUGUUCGAGCGCAGGUUGACAUGGCAUUGGGGAGGUUUGAUACUGCUGUUGCUGCAGCUGAGAAGGCUAGAGAUCUUGAUCCUGGGAAUGCAGAAAUCGGGAUGGUUUUGAAUAAUGUGAGACUAGUUGCAAAAGCUAGAGAGCAAGGGAAUGAUCUCUUUAAAGCUGCCAAGUUUUCAGAUGCAUCCAUGGCCUAUGGUGAAGGGCUUAAGUAUGAUCCCUCAAAUUCAGUGCUCCAUUGCAAUCGAGCUGCUUGCUGGUCAAAGUUAGAAAAGUGGGAAAAAGCUGUUGACGACUGCAAUGAGGCACUAAGAAUACAGCCAAACUAUACAAAGGCUCUCUUAAGGCGAGCUGCGUCCUAUGCUAAGCUUGAGCGUUGGGUGGACUGCGUGCGGGACUAUGAGGUGCUUCGGAAGGAGCUUCCCAGUGACAAGGAGGUUGCUGAGGCAUUGUUCCAUGCACAAAUUGCCUUGAAGGCGACUCGUGGGGAGGAUGUAUCAAAUAUGAAGUUUGGAGGAGAGGUAGAGAUAGUUUCCAAUGUAGAGCAACUCCGUGCUGCCAUAAGUUCACCUGGGGUAUCUGUUGUCUACUUCAUGUCGGCAAUGAAUCAGCAAUGCACACAAAUUACACCAUCAGUCAACACUCUAUGCACUGAAUGCCCCUCAGUGAAUUUUCUCAAGGUUAACGUCGACAGCAGCCCAAUGGUGGCAAAGGCAGAGAAUGUGCGGAUAGUCCCGACGUUCAAGAUAUACAAAGGAGGGGUGAAAGUGAAGGAGAUGAUCUGCCCGAGCUUGCAUGUUCUGCGCUACUCCGUGCGGCACUAUUCUGUAUCCAGUUCUUGAGAAGCUUUAGGUACCCGUACCCCAAUUUCCCAUUUUCGCUAAUGCAUAGAGCUCCCCGUCAAACUUGCAACUUCACCAGCCUCCAGAGCAUUUUCACCACCUGCGUAACUGCUCCCCAUUGAGCAUGAGCAUAGCGAGCUAAGACUGUCAGGUGGAAGAGCCCCCUCCCAUUCCCCAUCUUUUCCUGUCAUUUUCGCCUCUUCACCGUUCAUAUAUCGACCCAUUCAAUUCAAUAGUUUUUCUUUCAUGUUUCGGGCUCUCUUCACCUCAUUUUGUAUUUUGAUAUUCCAUUUUGAUUCACCCCCAUCAUAGUCCAUAGGCCAGCACCCUGCUUCUCAAGAAAAAGGGGAAAUGUUUGUAAUGUCAUCUAGGUUUAGCAUACCAUCUAUCUAUCCUUUAGGGAGGGAGAGGAGGGGGUUUCGGGCGCUGGGGGUUGCAGUUUUCGUUACAUGUAAAUAUCCUAUAGGAAAAACAGGAGAAAUCCAUUGGAAGAUUGGUUCCCUGGAGAAAAGAGAAAAAAGAGAAAUGGUGGCAUCAGAUUGAGAUGAGAUUUUGGUGGUUGGGGUCAGGUACAGGGCUAGAAGUUGUUUUGAGUUUCCAUUAGAGUCUUUAUCUAUCUAUCUAUCUUUAGAGGGAGAGAGACAGGCAGACAGAGAGAGGUGUUAAGUUUAACUGAUGAUGCAGAGAUGGUUGGUGUCCAUUGAAGAUGAUGACAUGUCGUUUUGCUGCUUCUGUUGGUUUUAAAUGGCGCUGAUACCAUAUAUGCUACCAUUUCCAUGAAUAAAACAUUGCAACAUUCGUUCGUUUUUUUUUU
Molecule: messenger RNA, 2860 nt
Organism: Sorghum bicolor (sorghum)
Lineage: Eukaryota; Viridiplantae; Streptophyta; Magnoliopsida; Poales; Poaceae
Product: TPR repeat-containing thioredoxin TTL1
Exons: 7
Coding region: 1-2046 (681 amino acids)
Cellular component (GO): cytoplasm
Molecular function (GO): protein binding
Source: RefSeq, a predicted model, not a curated record